This is a messenger RNA of Rhizophagus irregularis DAOM 181602=DAOM 197198, 756 nucleotides long. The record is from RefSeq and is a predicted model, not a curated record. Lineage: Eukaryota; Fungi; Glomeromycota; Glomeromycetes; Glomerales; Glomeraceae.
UUUUUUUUUUUUUUUCUUUUUAUUUUUUUUUACCUUUUUUUAUUAUUAAAAAUAUUUAUUUCUCUCAUGACCUUAUGAUUCUUUCUCGAACUACACCUUCGACAAUCGGAUACAAAUUAGGAAAGAUCUUUUUUUAAAAAUUUUUCUCCAUGUUUGGUCCCAAAUAAUACAUAUAAAUAAUUUUUUUUGGUGUAAUUGGUGUAAUUUAUACGAUCAAAUUAAUCCUAAUCUUAAAAGCGUUUAAGUUGCUCAUCUAUGAAAGUACGUAUUUAGAGUUAGUUUGUAUAUUUAAUAGCAUAAAUCUUUUUGAAAACCAACCUAAGAUUUAAUAAUAACAAUAAUGAUAAUUAUUAUUAUUAUUAUAAUUAUUAUUUGUCAUGUUAUGGGCGUUUUUUUUUAUAAACUAACUGUGUUUGAUUUUUUCUUUAUGUAUUUAGAAAAGAGAGUAAUUACGGCCAAAAAUAAAAAGUAUGAAAAUUUUUUUUCUUUCCUAAAAAAAAAAAAAGAAAGAAAAAAAAAGAGCUCUUAUAAAGUUCUUAUAAAUUACAUCGUAUUUGACCGUUAUUAAAGCAUCCCCUUCUUUGCUAUUUAAAAAUGUCAUAAUUCCUGAUCUAGUCUUUCAACAAAGAUCUAAUGAUUAAGAGCAAUAAUCCUGCAAAUAAUCAACCAGGAGAAAUUAGGUCGAGAUUUAGUUUUUGAUCAAGAGGGUCAGAGGGUCAUCGUUUUCUCGUAACGCUCGCAACGUUCAAGUACACC